Molecule: messenger RNA, 1502 nt
Organism: Silurus meridionalis
Lineage: Eukaryota; Metazoa; Chordata; Actinopteri; Siluriformes; Siluridae
Product: peptidase inhibitor 16-like
Exons: 7
Coding region: 177-905 (242 amino acids)
Cellular component (GO): extracellular region
Source: RefSeq, a predicted model, not a curated record
ACAAAGCAGCUCCAAAUCAGUUGCAAAGGUUUCACGCUAACGUUAGGAAGGCAUUGCGUUUGAACCUGAACACGGAGAGAGAAGCAGCGCUGGGAGAUCACACAACGUCUUGACACUCGACUGGUCUGCUCUGGGCUUGGAUCAAAACCUUGUAUCAGCUUCCCUCUGGUUGGAGAAUGAUCUGGAGAACUUUCCUGCACGUCCGAUUCUGGCUGGUCCUGGCUUUAGCGUCUGGGCAGCUCACUGAUAAUGAAAUAUCACGGAUUGUGGAUUUGCACAACCAGUACCGCUCCUCAGUCACUCCUCCAGCUGCUAACAUGCAACGCAUGAUUUGGAAUAAACAGUUGAGUCAGGUGGCGGCGUCAUACGCCUCUCAGUGCACUUGGGGGCACAACCCAAAAGCAUUCGGUGUGGUGGGGGAAAACCUCUUCAUGACGCUCGGACCCUUUGUAGUCGACCAGCCACUCGGUUUAUGGUUUGCAGAAAACAGUAGUUACAGCUUUACCAGCAACACCUGUGCAGAUGGGAAAGAGUGUGGACACUACACGCAGAUGGUAUGGGCGGACACAUACUUGGUUGGGUGUGCGACACAAUUCUGUCCAGAUGUUUCAAACUUUAAUGCUCAAAAUGCCACCAUUUUGGUCUGCAACUAUCACCCUCCAGGUAAUAUAAUGGGACAGUCUCCAUAUACGGCAGGAUCUUCAUGCUCCUCGUGUUCACCCGGGACAAUAGGAUGUUUGAACAAUGCCUGCGAUCGGGGUACCAACUUAACCUUGGGACUUCCAGCUAACGUUACAGCGAGUUUAAUUUACCCAUACGCAGGAAGUUCUUCUGGAUAUUUAAAGCCCUCAGCUGCUACGCUUCUGCUCGCCGGUCUGACGGCUCUUUAUAUCCGAACGACAUGAAUGACAUGCUGACUUUUGUCCACAAGUAAUAAGUUCUUAACUAAAGUGUAUAGUUAAUAAUGUAUAAUUUAUUUACGAUAGAAAUAUACUUUAUACGUAUAUGUCAUGAAUGUAAUGUCAGAAAUGUGAAUUUGUUCCAGUCAGUGAUGUGGAUUACUGAAACACUCUCACCAACAAUACUGAAUGUAAAAUACUGAUGUCAGAAAUAUGUUUAGAAAUGUAUUUAAAUACUAUAAUAUCAUAUGGUAACAAAUGGGUAUUUCAUUUAAGACAUUACUGUUCAAUUUAUUUAAGAACGUUCUUAAAAGGUUUUAAGAACGUUUAUUAUGUGUAUUAAGUUAUUAAGAAAGAUAAUUAUGUUUACUAAGUUAUUCUACUGCUUUAUAAUUUGUGAUUAUGAUUUUUACCUUGAUGGAAACACCACCCCCACUCCCCACUCCCCACCCCCAACUUUUGUCAUUUAGUUUUUUAUUUAUUUCAUGAAAUAAAAGCUGAAUGUAUUGAGACGACACUGUAUAUUAUGUAUUAUACUGGAUUCAACAUGGACACGUUCCACCACAAGUUCAAUAAAAAAAGAACCAGCUAGGUUCAAAGACA